Hirsutella rhossiliensis is the source of this 1356-nucleotide messenger RNA. RefSeq names its product TATA box binding protein associated factor (TAF) domain-containing protein. Gene Ontology annotation, biological process: transcription initiation at RNA polymerase II promoter; RNA polymerase II preinitiation complex assembly. The coding region runs from base 1 to 1356 and encodes 451 amino acids. The record is from RefSeq and is a predicted model, not a curated record. Gene Ontology annotation, cellular component: SAGA complex; transcription factor TFIID complex; SLIK (SAGA-like) complex. The transcript is spliced from 3 exons. Lineage: Eukaryota; Fungi; Ascomycota; Sordariomycetes; Hypocreales; Ophiocordycipitaceae. Gene Ontology annotation, molecular function: RNA polymerase II general transcription initiation factor activity; protein heterodimerization activity; transcription coactivator activity.
AUGGCGACCGACAACAUCAAGCCCAAGCUGCUGUGGAACUCGGAGAACGUUAAAGACGUGGCCGAGUCGGUCGGCAUCAGCAACCUCAACGAGGAGAGCCUCAAGGCGCUGACGCAGGAUGUCGAGUACCGCGUCGGCCAGGUCAUCAUCGAGGCCCUGCGCCUCAUGCGUGCCGCCCGCAGGACCACAAUGACCGUCACCGACGUCGCCCUCGCCCUCAAGGUCCUCGACGUCGAGCCGCUCUUUGGCUACGACUCGACACGCCCUCUGCGUUACGGCGAGGCCAGCCUGGGGCCGGGCCAGCCGCUGUUCUACAUUGAGGACGAGGAGAUUGACUUCGAGAAGCUCAUCAACGCGCCCCUUCCCAAGGUCCCGCGCGACAUGAACUUUACGGCACACUGGCUUGCCAUCGAAGGCGUCCAGCCCUCGAUACCCCAAAACCCAACGACGGUCGAGUCUCGAUCCCAAGACCUUUUGCCCAAGGGCCCUGGCACCAACCCGUCCCUAAAUGCGCUCGCCGGUAACGACAACCUCUCGGUCAAACCCUCAGUCAAGCACAUUGUGAGCAAGGAGCUCAUCCUGUACUUUGACAAGAUCCAGGCUGCUAUUCUCGAUGACAACCCUGACGAGGAGGUGGUGCGCCUGCGACAGGCCGCGCUGGGCUCCGUGAGGGACGAUCCGGGCCUGCACCAACUUAUCCCCUACUUCAUCAACUUCAUCAUGGAUCGCGUCACGCACCACCUCGACGAUACCUUUACCCUCAAGCAAAUGAUGGAGCUGACACACGCCCUCAUCGAAAACAAGAGCCUCUUCCUUGACCCGAAGCUGGGCACCGACGACGGCACCGACGUCCUCCGGGAGCAGUACGAGCUGCGCCAGCUGGCCGCCUCGCUCGUCGGCCGCAUCGCCCGCAAAUACGCCGCCUCUAACACCCUCCUACGCCCCAAGCUGACGCGUACGUGCCUCAAGUACUUUUUGGACCCGACGAAGCCUUUGGCAGUGCUGUACGGCGCCCUUUACGGCCUGCUCGAGGCCGGCGGGCCCGAGGCCAUCCGCGUGCUGGUGCUGCGGAACCUCAAGGUCUUCGACUCGGGCAUCCUGCAACCCCUCAAGGACAAGUCGGACGGGAGCAUCGACUACGAAAUGCUCGUGCAGGGGCUCGUACAAGCAGUGGCGUCGCUGGCCCAACGCGGCGAGGGCGACUCUGCUACCAACGGGGUGGGCAGCAGGGCCUCGGACGUUGAGGCCGCCGAACUCAUUGAGUUUAUCGGUCCCACCGUCGGCCAGAGGAUCGCCUCGUCAACGAAUAAUCGGGGUCUGAUCAGGACGAUCCUGGACGCUCGGCUUCUAGAAUGA